This is a messenger RNA of Metarhizium album ARSEF 1941, 921 nucleotides long. Its product is annotated as oxidoreductase. Gene Ontology annotation, molecular function: acylglycerone-phosphate reductase (NADP+) activity; triacylglycerol lipase activity. Gene Ontology annotation, cellular component: lipid droplet; endoplasmic reticulum. Gene Ontology annotation, biological process: triglyceride catabolic process; phosphatidic acid biosynthetic process. Bases 1 to 921 code for a protein of 306 amino acids. The record is from RefSeq and is a predicted model, not a curated record. The transcript has 4 exons. NCBI's taxonomy places the organism in Eukaryota, Fungi, Ascomycota, Sordariomycetes, Hypocreales, Clavicipitaceae.
AUGUCACGACGCAACAAAACGGUCCUCAUCACAGGUUGCUCACCAGGAGGCAUCGGCCACGCCCUCGCUCUGGAAUUUGACAAACAAGGCUGCCAUGUCAUCGCCACGGCCAGAAAGCCCCGGGAUCUCGAGGCGCUGCGGGAACUAGGCAUGAGCGCGGUCCAGCUCGAAGUGACUGAUGCCGCGAGCAUCGCGGCAUGCAAAGCCGAAGUCACCAAGAUGACUGGCGGCAAGCUGGACAUUCUCGUCAACAACGCUGGCCGCACGCACACCAUUCCCGCCCUUGACAUUGACAUGGACGACGUGCGGCAGUCGUACGAGGCCAACGUUUUCGGGCCCAUGGCCAUGUGCCAGUCCUUUGCGAGUCUUCUCAUCCCAGCGCGCGGGCUCGUCCUCCAGAUCUCAUCCGUGUCAGCCGUCAUGCCGUACCUGUUUGCUAGCAUCUACGCUUCCACCAAGGGCGCGCUGAACUCGUACUCGCGCGUCCUGCGGAUGGAGCUCAAGCCAUUUCACGUCCGGGUCAUGGUCGCCAUGACGGGCACCAUUCGCUCCAACAUCAUGAAUCACUUCGACCGUGUGCUGCCCGAGACAUCACCGUACAAGCCCGUGGAGGAUGUGUUUGUGCAGAGGCUACGAUUCAGUCAGACAAGAGGCACCAUGGACACGCACGUUUACGCAAAGAAGAUUGUUAGAGAGGCGCUCAAGGGCGAGGGCUGGCUCGGCGGCAUGUUUGGACGGACGCCGGAUUGGUACUGGGCCGGUGGGUUUUCGUAUGGUGCUUGGGUGCUGGACACGUUCUUCCCGGCAUGGCUGGCCGAGACGGCGGUCGCCUGGUUCUUCAACGUCGGGGUGUGGUCGACGAGACUUGACACCACGAACAAGGAGGACCAGUCCAACCGCGACGCCCUCGCGACGUCAUAG